Leptinotarsa decemlineata (Colorado potato beetle) is the source of this 274-nucleotide messenger RNA. Its product is annotated as myeloma overexpressed 2 homolog. Lineage: Eukaryota; Metazoa; Arthropoda; Insecta; Coleoptera; Chrysomelidae. The record is from RefSeq and is a predicted model, not a curated record.
UAAAAAAUGAAACCAGCUUUAGUUGCCGACGAAAUGUUCCCUGAAGGUGCUGGUGCGUACAUGGAUCUUGAAGAGGCUGGGGGAACAUCCGGACUACUGAUGGAUUUAACUGCCAAUGAUAAAGCUGUACACGCUGACUUCUUUAACGAUUUCAUCGACCUUUAUGAUGAUGACGAUCUACAGUGAUAUCAUUUCAGUAUGUUAUUGAUUCACAUCUCUGCUUACUUCAAAUGGAGUUUUUUCUGAAUUGUACUGAUUUAUAUAUUUAAAUUAA